Messenger RNA from Antechinus flavipes (yellow-footed antechinus), 580 nucleotides. Its product is annotated as ankyrin repeat domain-containing protein 26-like. The record is from RefSeq and is a predicted model, not a curated record. The transcript is spliced from 5 exons. Lineage: Eukaryota; Metazoa; Chordata; Mammalia; Dasyuromorphia; Dasyuridae. Bases 20 to 580 code for a protein of 186 amino acids.
ACCUGAAGAUGAGAAAUGGAUGUCCAAGGAUUCUAGUACAACUUGUGAAAAAGUGAAUUCUUCUAGCAGCCUACUUGAUAGUUGUGAUGACAGCACCUUAAAUGAGACAGAUCUUGAUGAAUUAAAGCUUGCAAAAAAUGUACUAAAUGAAAAAAAUAAGGACAAAGUAGAAAUGGCUACAGAUGCUCUUGAUGACCUCACUCAGUCACAAAACACAGAUUCUCCUUGCCUUCAGGAAGAUCACACAGUUCUUGCAAGUGACUUAUCAGUAAAAAUAAAAAAAUCUCAACGGACAAAACACCCAGGAAAACUACAGGAAAAGUUCUCAGAAAGAAGCAAAACUGAAUCCCAACUAGAGCAUCAAAAAAUAGAAUGUGAUAGAGAACUCUAUAGAGACAGGGCGUCGUUACCAAUUCCCCAGCACUCUGUGCUGUCUACCCUGGUGUUUGUGGUUGGAGUCUGCUCAGGCACCCUGAGACUGCACUAUUCCCAGACUCGGAGCUGUGUGCACUGGCGUUUGUGUACCUGCCCGGGCCUUGCUGUCUCUCUCCCACUUCUGAUCAAAGCAGACCUUCUGUGA